AUGAAUGAAUUGAAGUCAAUCUGUCCAUUGAUGAAUUGGGAAAAGCUGUUUGAAAAGUUGUUUCAACAAAUUGGAUUAAAAGGUUAUAGGAAAUUCUCACUACGUAUUUCGGACACAACAGCGCUGCAACAUCAGUGUGCCUUACAUGAAAUUGAACUGUCAACGCCUACUGGUAAAAGUACAAUUCAGAAUAUGGCUAUCAUGGACUUCAUGGCGUAUCAGGAUACCACUAUUGAUUUUGAGGUGGAAAGUUCAGAAAGUGUAAAUGCUGAGAUGGACUCACAGCUGAGCCCGAAAUUCUCGGCGUUUUGUAUGAAACGAUUGAGAGAUACAUUUCCAUGGACUCUUGAAAGACACUACGUUGCUCGGUACUUAAAAGAAAGUCAGCGAAAUGAGGUUCUCAAUAUGGUUGACGAAAUCAAGAAGACUUUGUAUGAUUCAAUUGAAGAGCUGGCAUGGUUGAGUGAUGAUAUGAAGCGCUUCGCGACUGACAAGAUUUCGAAGAUAGAAACCUUCGCUUUGUUCGAUGGUAUGGAAACAUAUGAAGAGAAAGAAAACCUUUCUACUAUAUAUCGAUUACAAUAUCCAAUUCGUGAAGACACCUACAUUCUGAAUGAAUAUUACGCUCUCAAGGCAAAAGUGCUCGACACUUAUCGAAAGCCGUUAUUCGGUCUACAAGAAAAAUUGGAUGCGGAAGAAGCCACCUAUAUACCAGCAGCCUCUUAUUCGCCCACUGAAAACCGCAUAUAUAUCAAUGGUGCUAUUCUGAAUCUACCGAUUUACAACGAUAAUCAAACGAUUUACGAAAAAUACGGGGGAUUGGGUUGGUACAUAGCUCAUGAAUUAUUGCAUGCUAUUGAUACAUCCGGUAUACUUGUCGAUGAGAAUGGAUCUCAAAGGCCUUACAGUACAUCCCACAAUGAAUUUCUUACAAUCUUGAAGCAAACAGAAUGUCUACGCAAACAAUACAAAAACUACAAUUAUACGAGUGAAAAGAGUGCAACAAUUGGAAGUCAGGACGAGAUUCUCUCAGAUAACGGUGGUCUGAGGAUAGCAUACAAGACACUUCAGAGACUGACGAGAAACUUUACAAAUGGUGCUGAUGAAAACACGAACUCCUCUUUAGCUUCCGAACAAUCGUUUUUCCAUAACUUUGCUCAGAUAUUUUGUGAAAAGUAUAAUUCAGAAGGACUAAUUGAACACAUGACUGACGCUGAUCAUGUGUUAGGUCAUUACAGGUUAGUCGGUACCCUGUCAAAUAGUGAAAACUUCGCAAGAGCAUACAAUUGUCCAGUGGACUCACCAAUGAAUCCAAGUGUAAAGUGUCAUGUAUGGUGA
Trichobilharzia regenti is the source of this 1338-nucleotide messenger RNA. The record is from the annotation of a GenBank genome assembly. NCBI's taxonomy places the organism in Eukaryota, Metazoa, Platyhelminthes, Trematoda, Strigeidida, Schistosomatidae.